AUGUCCAAGCCAUCGUUUAAGGCUCUCUUUGAAGAGUAUGCCGCAGAGCUAGCUACUCGCAGUCCAAGCAGCCUCCCAGAAUACGUCUCUUCUGAUGUUGAACUCCAUUACAAGGGCGGUCAGAAGGACGUUGGUCUUCCCAGCCUACAGAAUUUUUUCGCCAAGGAAUGGUCGCGCGAUGUCAAGAUCAAGGUUCUUAGUGUGGAGGAGCUGCCUGGUCAGGACGCCGUGCAGAUCAAGGCUGUUGAUCACGAUGAUGCCGACAACGUAGUGACUACGACUUAUCACUACGGCAAGCAAGGAGGCAAAUGGCUUAUUACUAAGUUGGAUACUGAAUACAAGUACUGGGAGUAA
Messenger RNA from Trichoderma aggressivum f. europaeum, 354 nucleotides. RefSeq lists its product as uncharacterized. The record is from RefSeq and is a predicted model, not a curated record. The coding region runs from base 1 to 354 and encodes 117 amino acids. The transcript has a single exon. NCBI's taxonomy places the organism in Eukaryota, Fungi, Ascomycota, Sordariomycetes, Hypocreales, Hypocreaceae.